UUUCCCAGGGACGCCCGCGGGGGGCGGCGCGGCCCGGAGCGGCGGUGGCGGCGGCGGCGGGGCCCGGGCGGGGGCGGCGCUGCGGCGGGGCCGAGCGCGGCGGCGGCGGCGGCGGCGAGGCCCGAGGGGUGGCGCGGAGCCGGGGCGCAGCGCGACGGCGGCAGCGGGCCCGCGGCGCGGCCUUGCCGGAGCGCCCGCCCCCGGCCGCACAUCCGGGCCCUCCUCCGGGCCGGCCCGGCCCUGCCCUGCCCGGCGCGGUGCGGCUGCUCCGGCCGGGCCCGGCCCUGCGCCCCGGCGCCCGAGCCCGCGCCCGCGCCCGGCGCGAUGCUGCGCUGCAUGCCGCCGCUGUGGCGCUGCAACCGGCACGUGGAGGCGCUGGACCGGCGGCACUGCUCGCUGCAGGCCGUGCCCGAGGAGAUCUACCGCUACAGCCGCUCGCUGGAGGAGCUGCUGCUGGACGCCAACCAGCUCCGCGAGCUGCCCAAGCCCUUCUUUAGGCUUCUGAACCUGCGCAAGCUGGGCCUGAGUGACAAUGAAAUCCAGAGGCUUCCCCCUGAGGUUGCCAACUUCAUGCAGCUGGUGGAACUGGAUAUCUCCCGUAAUGACAUUCCAGAAAUUCCUGAAAGCAUCAAAUUCUGCAAAUCCUUGGAGAUCGCAGACUUCAGUGGGAAUCCCCUCUCCAGGCUUCCGGAGGGUUUCACGCAGUUGCGGAGCCUGGGCCACUUGGCCCUGAAUGAUGUGUCCCUGCAGAGCCUCCCCAAUGACAUUGGGAAUUUGGCAAACCUGGUGACUUUGGAGCUGCGAGAGAACCUUCUAAAGACUCUGCCCACUUCACUCUCAUUCCUUGUCAAGUUAGAGCAGUUGGAUCUUGGUGGCAAUGACCUGGAAGUACUGCCAGAUACUCUGGGAGCGUUGCCAAACCUGCGGGAGCUUUGGUUAGACCGGAACCAGCUCUCAACCCUGCCUCCAGAACUGGGCAACCUGCGCCGCUUGGUCUGCCUGGACGUGUCGGAGAACAAGUUGGAGCAGUUGCCCAACGAGGUCAGUGGGCUGGUAGCACUGACAGACUUGCUGCUGUCGCAGAACCUGCUGGAGUGCAUUCCCGAUGGGAUUGGUCAGCUGAAGCAGCUCUCCAUCCUGAAGGUGGACCAGAAUCGGCUGACAGAGGUGACGGAGUCAAUUGGAGACUGUGAAAAUCUGUCAGAACUCAUUUUGACAGAGAACAUGCUGACAGCCUUACCAAAAUCCCUCGGGAAGCUGACCAAGCUGACUAACUUGAAUGUGGAUCGGAACCGGCUGACGUCCCUUCCAGCCGAGAUCGGAGGCUGUGCCAAUCUGAACGUGCUGUCCUUGCGGGACAAUCGCCUGGCGCUCCUGCCACCAGAGCUUGCCAACACCACCGAGCUCCACGUCCUGGACGUGGCAGGGAACAGACUGCAGAACUUGCCAUUUGCUUUGACAAAUCUUAACCUGAAAGCGCUCUGGCUAGCAGAAAAUCAGUCCCAGCCCAUGCUGAAAUUCCAGACAGAGGAUGAUGAAAAGACCGGAGAGAAAGUUCUUACUUGUUACCUGCUUCCCCAGCAGCCCUCUCCCAGCCUAGAGAACCUUUUGCAGAACAGCGUGGAUGAGAGCUGGACGGACACCAAUUUAAACAGAGUCAGUGUGAUUCAGUUCCUGGAUGAGCCCAAAGUGGAUGAUGAUGAGGAGUCUGGAGCUGAGAGAAGGGGCUUACAGCGCCGAGCAACCCCCCAUCCCAGUGAGCUGAAGGUUAUGAAGAAAGUGAUUGAAGUCCGGCGCAAUGAGAUAUGUGCUGCAAAGCCUGACGCGGAGCUGAAUUCUCCCAACUCAGAAGAGAAGAGACUGAGUGCCACGUCAAACCGCAGCGAGGACUCGCACCUCUCCAACAGCACUGCCUCUGCUGACUUUCGGGGAGAGGAGCAGGGAGAGGAGGGAGAGAGGAACUGGCCAAAUGGGCAGGUGCCUGAGAUGCAAGAGCUGGAGAAGGAGGCCAAGUCGAGAGCCGAAGAGGAGCGUAAAGAAGCAGCCGACCAAGAGGACGACGACGUCGAAGUGGAAUACAAUGAGCCCACUGUACACUUCGCUGAGGACACACUGAUACGGAGUGACGAUGAGGAUGAGGAUGAAGAACGACCGUUCCCAGUGGAGAAGCAGAGGCUUAUCCGCAAGGACACACCCCAUUAUAAGAAACACUUUAAGAUAACUAAACUGCCCAAGCCAGAGGCAGUGGUGGCACUCCUGCAGGGGCUGAACAGUGAUGGGGUCCCCAAAGAGGAAGAGGAGUUAGGAGGCUGCAAUAACAACACGGAGCCUGAGGAUCAGGAGGAAGCGUGGGACGAGGAUGACAUAAAGAACGGAGCUUUAUCCACUCAGCCGUCGGUGAAGGGGGUGUCGUUUGAUCAAGCCAAUAAUCUGCUGAUUGAACCUGCUCGCAUUGAGGAGGAAGAGCUGACGCUGACUAUCGUGCGGCAGACGGGGGGGCUGGGCAUCAGCAUCGCGGGGGGCAAGGGCUCUACCCCCUAUAAGGGAGACGACGAGGGCAUCUUUAUUUCACGUGUGUCAGAAGAGGGUCCUGCGGCUCGUGCAGGGGUUCGUGUUGGGGACAAGCUCCUGGAGGUGAACGGCGUGUCCCUGCACUCGGCUGAGCAUCACGUGGCAGUGGAAGCCCUGCGCGGGUCGGGCAGCUCCGUCUCCAUGACGGUUCUGCGGGAGCGGAUGGUGGAGCCGGAGAACGCCAUCACCGUCACGCCGCUGCGCCCCGAGGAUGACUACAGUCCCCGCGAGAGGCGAGGGGGGCUGCGCUUCCCGGAGCGGCCCGACGGGGCACCUCCCGCGGAGAGAUACUCCACCUGCCUCGUGCGCAACGAGAAGGGUCUGGGCUUCAGCAUCGCUGGCGGCAAAGGCUCCACGCCCUACCGGGCUGGUGACACGGGGAUCUUUAUCUCACGGAUUGCAGAAGGAGGUGCAGCCCAUCGGGACGGGACUUUGCACGUGGGAGACCGGGUCAUCUCGAUCAAUGGGGUAGACAUGACAGAAGCCAGGCAUGAUCAGGCAGUAGCGCUGCUUACCGCAUCCUCCCCCACCAUCGUGCUGCUGGUAGAGAGAGAGGGUGCGGAGCAGCUCGGCGAGGGAGACUCGCCGGGGGUGCCACGAGCGCGCAUGCACUCCCCGCCACCGCCUCCCAGCCGUGGGGAGAGCCCGCCCGAGGAGACGCCCGCGCUGCCGAGGAGCCAUCUCUCCAAAGGCCUGGAGGAUCAGUACCCCAUCGAGGAGAUUCACCUUGUAAAAGCAGGUGGUCCCCUGGGUCUCAGCAUCGUGGGAGGCAGCGACCAUUCGAGCCAUCCGUUUGGGAUCCACGAACCAGGUGUCUUCAUUUCAAAGGUCAUUCCCCGUGGGCUGGCAUCCCGCAGCGGGCUCCGUGUGGGGGACAGGAUCCUGGAGGUGAACAGCAUCGACCUGCGUCACGCUACGCACCAGGAAGCGGUGAACGCCCUGCUCUCCAACGCCCAGGAGCUGACGAUGUUGGUGAGACGAGACCCACCGCCACCUGGAAUGCAGGAAAUAUGCAUUGAAAAGGCUCCAGGAGAAAAGCUGGGCAUCAGCAUCCGGGGUGGAGCAAAAGGUCAUGCUGGAAAUCCCUUCGAUCCCACUGAUGAAGGCAUCUUCAUUUCUAAGGUGAGCUCCUCUGGGGCUGCUGCCCGGGAUGGUCGUCUGAAGGUGGGGAUGCGGAUCCUGGAGGUGAAUCAUCAGAGUCUGCUGGGAAUGACGCAUACGGAAGCCGUGCAGAUGCUCCGAAGCGUGGGCGAUGCGCUCCUCGUGCUUGUGUGCGACGGCUUUGAUCCCAAGGCUGCAGCUGCCAUUGAGAUGUCUCCAGGAAUUAUUGCAAACCCUUUUGCUGCUGGUAUUGGGCGCAAGAACAGCCUAGAGAGUAUCUCGUCUAUUGAUCGGGAUUUAAGCCCUGAAGAACUGGAGAUCCUGCAGAAGGAGAUGGAAAUGGUGAGAGAAGCAACUCAGUGGGAGAGAGAAGAAAUGGAGAAAGUGGAGUGGAUGCGCAGGGAGCGGGAGGCAGCCACGCAGCAGCUGGAGGAGGAGGCAGAGAGUGUCACGAGUGAACCUCUGAGGCUGGACUAUCGGACCCUGGCUGCUUUGCCCAGCAGCGGCUUGCAGAGAGGCAAUCGCACUGCUCCUGCGGGCGAGUCUGGGACAGGAAAUUCCAGGCGGGACCCCCCCUACUCUCCCGGUAAUCCGCAGGCGCCCGCAGCCCCUCGGCCUGCUCACCUGGCCGGCAGGGAGACCCGCUUUGCUUCCAUUAAUUUCAUUGCAUCGCAGGAUGACAGCAAAUCACAGACCAAGCCAGGCGUCAUUCAGCCUCUCUCCCGAGCGCGACAGAGUGCUGCCUCGCGUAGUUUGGAGGACGGGGACAGCCCCAAUCCCUUCCAGCAACACGAGCCGCGCUUCAAUGUCCAGAACUCUCCAAAGCCGCCUUCGCCCCCCUCUCCUGACGAGAUCCCUAUCAACGUCAAGCAAGCAUACAAGACCUUUGCAGCCGUGCCCUUGUCGCACCCUCUGCUUGAGACGCAGGAAUUCCUCGGUCAGAGCAGCACGGAGAAACUCCGAAGUGCCCAGGAGGUGCCACGGCCGAGCGGACUGCACAGCCCGGAGCAGCGAUCCUUCCGAGAGAGACAGAAGUAUUUUGAGAUCGAGGUGAAGCAGCAGCAGAUGGAUAAGCCUCCCAAGCGUGUCUCCUUGGUGGGAGAGGACGACCUGAAGAAGAUGAAGGAAGAGGAAGCCCGAAAACUCCAGCAGAAACGUGCCCUGCUGUUGGAAGAAGAAGGGGAAGAGGAUGAGAUGGUAAAACAGGCACCUGAUAUGAGCCUGCAGUCCAGUGUCAUCAUUGAAGGAGUCGAGUACAAGAUUGAGAGGCUAAAUGGAAGGAGCAUCCAGGCCCCAGCAGCUCGACUCUCUGAAGCCAGUGAGAACAGCAGCUCCCAGAGGAAUUCGCUGGAAGAGGGGAUCAAGGCAGAACAGAGAACCAGCUCCGUGUCUGGGUUGAGCCCGUUGUAUCUUGGCGCAGGGGAUCCGGUGGCACCUGUGAGGACAGCCAAAGCCGAGCGGCGUCACCAGGAGCGACUGCGAAUGCAGAGUCCCGAGCUGCUGAGCGGCCAGGAGAAGGAGCUUUCUCCAGCAGAGCGUCGCGCGCUGGAGGCAGAGAAACGAGCCAUGUGGAGGGCAGCACGGAUGAAGUCACUUGAGCAGGAUGCUCUUAAAGCCCAAAUGGUUAUCGCCAAGUCCAAGGAGGGAAAAAAACGCAGCACUCUGGAGCAGCUGGCAGAGUCACCUUCACCUGCUCCAACCCCAUCGCCAACACCACUUGAAGACUGCAGUCCCAGGAACGUCACUUCUCCGGGAAGGCUGUCCCUGUCCGAAAAGAAGUUUGACUACCGGGAAUUUGCCGCUAUUCCUUCUUCCAAACCUGUUUACGAAAUCCAGUCACCUGAUGCAGCUGAUGAUCACGGAUAUGUAGAUGACAGAAAUAACUCAGUUCUCCAGGAGCAGGUUGGGCAGCAAGAGGACGAGGAAACGUUAUUAACACAUGAUUCAUCAGCACCUACUGCAUCAGCACUUGAAGAAAUGGCUCUGUACAGCAGCAAACGCAAACUCCGACACAGCCGGCGCAGUUUGGAGGCUGCUGUCCCCACGUAGAGGCUCCGCUGCACCUGGGCAAUGGGACGGUCCCGCACGGGGCUUGGGCGUCCUGUGCUCCAGGGACAGCGCCGGACUGCCCCACCGCUGCCGCCUGGCCUCCGGAUGGGACCUGAGCACCCCGGGGCGCUUUGGGUUAACUGACUUCCUUCAAGGCUGUGAACCGCCCUCUUUUCUCACCCCGUAACGCAGCGGGGCAUGUCCUGCACGACACAGGACAACACUAGACUUGCUGAUGGCCAACGGAGAGGAGGUGUGGGUAGGACAGGGCAGAUGCAGUUUGUUAGCCUGUAAAUAUUGGGGUGGGGGGUGGGAGGGGAAGGGUAGGACAGGGAGAGCAUAAGAGUGAGAAUGUGUGUGGGGGCUCCAGUUGUUAUUUCCUCAACUUGGAUUUUUUAAGUGGUUAAUAGGGGAGCUUCCGUUCUGGUAUGAAUUUGAAGGAAGUUCCAGCCUUUACUGCUAUUUAAUUUCCAGUCUUUUGCCAAAAAGCAUCUCCCUCCACCUCCCACACACAGUGUCACCUCGCUUUCUUCUGGGAGCAUGUGGAAGUGGGUAGCUUUGAGGCAAAAAAAAAAAAAAAAAAAUUUCAGUGAAGUGCCUCCCUCUGACACUGACACCUGCGUGCUCGAGCAAGAAGACUGGAUGAGCAGGAGCCCGUGCCAGCUCCAGGGAGCAUCAGCUCCGUUCCACUUGCCUCUGUGAGAGCAGCUACCUGUCUGUUCCGUGUAGGAAACUGCUCCUGCCGGUGCUUUGUGCUCUUCUGGGCGACGGUACCUGGAGGUGCACACAGCUGCGUGUCCCACGCACGCAGAGCACGAGCCACUCAACGUGCACGCUGCAGCACGUGUCAGGGGACACCGGGGUCUGUCGGCAUCACGAUCCAGUUGGUGAACUGGGGCAGAAAGGAGAAACAGGCUGCAAAGCUGUAGUGAGAAUAUAGCAGUGUGCAUGUGUGACAGCAAUAGGGGACAGAAUAGCUGGGGGUUAGGAUAUGGUGGCAGAGCUAGGAAGUGUAAACAGCAGAUAAAGUAGUGGGUUAGGAUUCAGAAAAUGGGGAACGGUAGGUGACAUUGCUGGGGUUAAGUUAGGAGUAAUGGGCUCUUACAGGUAGGAGGAUACUAGUGGGUGAAUCCACCACGUUGCCCACUAGCACCGAGAUGAAAUGUGAUGUUGAGGCGGUGCUAGGUCCGGAGCUCUGGAGGAGCGCCUGCCCGGCAGGGAGCACAGCGAAACACGAUGGGUCUGGCCUCUGCCUUGCAAUAACUGCACAGCCCUGCUCUCUCUGCCAACAUGUUGGCUUUAGGCCCCUUUCCAUGCAGAACAGGGCAAAUACACGCUUGCCCAUGCAAGAAGAAAAAAAAAAAAGAAAGAAAGAAAAGGAGCAGGGGUGUGCUUGUUUCCUGCAUGAAACAAGGGCUUAGAACAAAUUCGGUAUUGAGUGAGCUUUGCAAAUGUGGAGGAGACAGACAUUGCUCAUAGCUCUGGUCUGAAAUCAGUCUCUCCUGCUCUACUGCCCACUACUGAUGUAAACAUCCUUUUUUGUUUGUUUGUUUGUUUUUAAUGCCUCCAGGAGAAGAGAGAAAGGCAUCUCAGUCUGAGCUUGGCAGGAACCUGCUCUGUCUGCCCUGCUGCAUUGGUGCUCUCUGCGGAGCCCCUCCAGCAGUAAGACCACUUGCACCUGAAGCCUCUCAGUGAGGGGAUGUGGCUUGGGAGUGGCAGGCACUUCUGCUUGUGUAUUUGCUGGAUGACUGGAUGCAGUUUCUUUUAGUGGAGAAUCUCCCUUCAUGCCAAAAUCCAAUGGAUCAUUUUAACUGACUUUGUAUGUUUUAAUUUUGCAGGGCUUUGAAGGGGGAACUCUGAUAAUCUCAAACUGCAGCUACAGCUGCUUCCAUCAUCAGCAAGUUGAGCUUUCCUUUUUUAAAUCUAAUUUUAGCAUUUGCUUUUUAACAAGAGCAAUUUUGGAAACAAUCCUGGAUUGAUUUUGGUGACUAACUUGUGAUUUUUUUUUUUUUCCUUUCCCUUUGCGGUACCUGGUGCCAGGCUCUGGGUUCUCUCCCGUUCUCUCCUGAGAGACUGAGGGAAAAUUAGCGCAUCAAGACUGUAACUAGUGAAAUUUGUACAACCAAAGAAAUCUAUUUUGUGGUUCAAGGAUAAUAAAGUUUACUUUACAUUUUA
This is a messenger RNA of Dromaius novaehollandiae (emu), 7896 nucleotides long. RefSeq names its product scribble planar cell polarity protein (gene SCRIB). Bases 325 to 5721 code for a protein of 1798 amino acids. Gene Ontology annotation, molecular function: protein binding. Lineage: Eukaryota; Metazoa; Chordata; Aves; Casuariiformes; Dromaiidae. Gene Ontology annotation, cellular component: adherens junction; basolateral plasma membrane; postsynaptic density. The record is from RefSeq and is a predicted model, not a curated record. The transcript is spliced from 44 exons. Gene Ontology annotation, biological process: embryo development; establishment or maintenance of epithelial cell apical/basal polarity; cell-cell adhesion.